AUGGAGAAAAGUUCAAGUGGCUGGCGGGUUCUAUUGUUCACUGCGGUGCUGUGUGCCGGUGUUGUUGCCGCCCAAGACAUGACCAUCACCGAGGAGCUGGAAACGUGUAGCCUGCUCGAUCGCGGAAAGCUAGAGACAGUGUUCGGAAGCGAGGCAGAUGAGUUUCUGGGGAAAGUGACCGUGCUGUUUAAUGUGGCCCCACCGAAACCCGUACAGACACCGCGCAUCUUCGCCAACCGUGAUCCGAUUCACUACAACAAGAUCGAUUUUCGUGAACAGAUCAAUCUUUACCACAACCUCUACCAGCGGUUCCACAGUCAGCAGCAGUACAAAAACGGAGUUCGCUUUUUGCUCAGCGCAUCCGUUCACCGCGUGCCCUACGAGUUGAAGGAGUACAACUUUACCGAAUUCUUCGCCAGCGUUGAGACCCUAGCGGAUGCGUACAACAUCAGCGUUUAUCCGAAUCCACUGAUCGAGAAUGGGACUUUUGCACUGUUCGGACUGCGAGAGUUCCAAGUUUACGUAGUCGAUCGUUGUGCGCGAGUUUCAUACAUUAUUGAACCUCCCUGGAGCCUUAUACAAUUUUCAUACGUCAAGGCAGCCGUUUUGUCUACAUUCUAUGACCGUCCCUGUGGCAAAUGCGAGCUCGAGAACUAUCUGAACUCAACUAUUACGGACGACGAAAAAGAAUCACUUAGUUCCGCUACUGAAUCAACUACGUCUGCGGGAUGUAAUGGAACGACCUCUUGUGCGGAAGAUUCCUCAGAAUCCACUGAAGUCACCGAGGAAGGAGAAGUGGGGCAGUCUUACGACAGUGAAGAGGAUGAUGAUGAAAGUCAUUCUAAUGUCCACCGAAACGGUGUUUCAAAAAAUGAACCCGAUCCGUUUGUCAAUCUAACAGUGACGGGCCCGGAGCUGGAGCUUCCGCUGCGUGUAAUACUUCCGGUGUUGCACAUCCAUGUCGAACCAUCGGAGCCCAGCAAUCAAGCUCCAGACAACCAAACGUUGGCCACACACAGACUUUAUCACUACGUUGUGCUCCAAUCGAACGACAGCAACACUCAUCAGGAUCAUCCUGAUGGCCAAACGGAGGACAUUGAGCUGCAGGAAGUUUCGUUAGAGAACUCUACGUCUGGUUUAAAUCAUGCGUCUGCCAACGAUACGGAGUCGGAUACUAUACGCGUCGAGGGCACCGAUUGGCCGGUAGAGCAGUUAAAGGAAAUUCUCAACACGAGUACUAUUUUGUAUGACUUCCAGCAGCAAAGGAUAUUUGAGCGACUUCGACGCUACAAUCUCACGGAACAGCAGCAAUACGAUGAGGUCGUGGAAGUAUCUGUCGCCAAUCGUUAUGCCGCGGCCGUUCGGCGCCGAGCUUCGGUGAAACCAGAACAACAUCGCAACAAUCGACGGUCGCAGCUAAAGAAGCACUACGCCCGGUUGAUUCCGUGGCUGAAUUGGACUUUUGGAAAAAGUCUGCCUUCAUCAGGAGGAGUUAAAGUAAAAACAGCCAACUAG
Molecule: messenger RNA, 1515 nt
Organism: Anopheles bellator
Lineage: Eukaryota; Metazoa; Arthropoda; Insecta; Diptera; Culicidae
Exons: 3
Coding region: 1-1515 (504 amino acids)
Biological process (GO): selenium compound metabolic process
Cellular component (GO): extracellular region
Molecular function (GO): selenium binding
Source: RefSeq, a predicted model, not a curated record